Molecule: messenger RNA, 3792 nt
Organism: Triplophysa rosa
Lineage: Eukaryota; Metazoa; Chordata; Actinopteri; Cypriniformes; Nemacheilidae
Gene: adss2
Product: adenylosuccinate synthase 2
Exons: 13
Coding region: 72-1451 (459 amino acids)
Biological process (GO): 'de novo' AMP biosynthetic process; IMP metabolic process
Cellular component (GO): cytoplasm
Molecular function (GO): adenylosuccinate synthase activity; GTP binding
Source: RefSeq, a predicted model, not a curated record
CAGCGUCUGCUCAGGUGUGUGCGCUGGAGGACCAUUGCAGAGCUGCGGGAAGAUCUGAGGGGAACACGGUCAUGUCAGACAGCGGGAAUGUUCAGUCGCAGGACGGAGGAGGAUCCCACGGCGAGGAGACGACGAGCCGGGUGACAACACCAAAUGUGGGCAACAGAGUGACCGUGGUGCUCGGAGCUCAGUGGGGCGAUGAAGGGAAAGGGAAGGUGGUGGACCUGCUGGCCCAGGACGCUGACAUAGUCUGCAGAUGUCAGGGUGGCAACAAUGCAGGACACACAGUUGUGGUUGAUUCAGUUGAAUAUGAUUUUCACCUUCUACCCAGUGGGAUUAUCAACCCCAAUGUCACUGCCUUUAUCGGCAAUGGUGUUGUCAUUCAUCUGCCGGGCCUGUUUGAGGAGGCAGAGAAGAAUAUGCGUAAAGGAAAAGGUCUGGAGGGAUGGGAGAAGAGGCUGAUCAUCUCUGACCGGGCACACAUUGUGUUUGAUUUCCAUCAAGCUGUGGAUGGAGUCCAAGAACAGGAGAGACAACAGCAAGCUGGCAAAAAUUUAGGAACAACUAAAAAGGGUAUUGGACCUGUAUACUCUGCAAAAGCUGCUCGCAGUGGCCUGAGGAUAUGUGACCUUCUGGCUGACUUCCAAGAGUUCUCAGAGAGGUUUAGAAACUUGGCCUCACAGUAUAAGUCUAUGUAUCCCUCACUUGAGAUUGAUGUGGAUGGAGAGCUUGAGAAACUCGAGUCAUAUGUAGAUAGGAUAAAGCCCAUGGUGAGAGAUGGAGUCUUUUUUAUGUACGAGGCACUUCAUGGACCUCCCCAAAAAAUUCUGGUGGAGGGUGCCAAUGCUGCCCUUUUAGACAUCGAUUUCGGAACGUAUCCUUUCGUAACCUCCUCAAACUGCACGGUCGGAGGGGUGUGUACGGGUCUGGGCAUGCCGCCCUGGAACGUUGGUGAGGUCUAUGGCGUUGUCAAGGCCUAUACCACAAGAGUCGGGAUCGGUGCUUUCCCAACGGAACAGAGCAAUGAUGUUGGAGAGCUCUUGCAGACCAGAGGCAAGGAAGUGGGCGUGACCACAGGUCGCAAAAGGAGGUGCGGUUGGUUGGAUCUGGUGCUUGUCAAAUAUGCCCAGAUGAUUAAUGGCUUUACAGCUUUAGCUCUUACCAAACUAGACAUCUUAGACGUGCUUCAAGAGAUCAAAGUUGGUGUGGAAUAUAAAGUAGAUGGUGAACCCAUCCCACAUUUUCCAGCAAACCAAGAGGUUUUACAAAAGGUUGACGUCCAAUAUGAGACUCUGCCCGGCUGGAAUACGGACACAUCUGCUGCCCGGACCUUUGAAGAGCUUCCAGACAAUGCUAGACAUUAUGUUCUCUACAUAGAGAAACGCUUGGGUGUGCCCGUAAAAUGGAUUGGUGUUGGGAAGUCCAGAGAAUCGAUGAUUCAACUCUUUUGAGAUGCUGCUCAACCUGCAUGUAGCACCGGCUGAUCCCUCUGGGUGGUGCUCUGGAUUCAUCAGGAGUCAGGACCUUACAGUAUGCCGGGGACAUGAUGCCUCACACGUCUCUUCUUCCACCUCACUACAGGUUCUCUGUGGCAAGAAGGUUGGAUGCUCCAUCAUUCUGUGUGCUUGAGAUAUCAUCUCGCAUCUCUUUGAAAGCCUAGAUACUUUUUGUUGGCAGCACUGAACUAUUUCUCCUCUAGUAUGGGCAUCUUGAAUUUUUAAGCUGUAUAUGUGCUACAACAGUCAGACAUCAGCAGUGAUGCAUAUUGUUGUUAAACUUAGUUAGAUAUCAGUUUUUCACACAUGUUGAGUAAAAUAAUUACGUAUACAUGUUAUAUAUUUUUCUUUUAUCAUACAAGAAUCAACUGUUUUUCAAUGUGUACUACUGUACCACACUUUGUCCUUGUUUUAAUGGACUGUAUGGUUGAUUUGUUCAUGUAUAAAAGCGGUUUUUAAAAGAGGAUUUGAAUAUUUCUUCUCCAUAAAAAUGAAUAGUUCGGCUUCUGGGAUUUUAAAUGAGAUGUUAAAUGCAAUACGACUUUAAAAUGUAACAUAAUAGUGUUUUCUAUUUCUAAAAAAGCAGUUUAUCAAAUCAUUUUCAGAUUUUAAAUCACUAAAAAUAGUAAUAGGAAUAAACAUUUUCAAGACAUGGAAGCAUGCAAGAUGUUUCCAGGGAGUCAUGUAAUAUUGUGCAUUUAUAUGAAUGUAUGGAUAAAGUUUCUAUUGUUCCCUAAUAACCCACAGCUCAAAUUACUUUGUAAAUGGUGAGAAUCAUUGUUACCAUUUCGUGCAACAAGCAUAUUACAUCAACUUUAAUGAAUAACAUGAGGAAAUAAUGGGAUGUUUGAUUUUCAGAAUGGAUUGUUAAAGUAUAGAUAGACAAAAAUGAAUUAUGAGACAUACGACACACUGUAAACAUCGUUGGUAGCAGCAGUUGAAUGUAAGAACCACCGUUACGUGUUAAUAUUAAAGAAAGCUACUGUAUUGUUCUGAAACCAUCUUAAACAGAUAGUUAAUACAAAAAUGAAAAAUCGUUCAUCUUUUACUCACCCUCAGGUUGUUUCAAACCUGUAUAAAUGUCUUUGUUCCAAUGAACACAGAGAAAGAUAUUUGGAAGAAUGUUAGCAAUUUUCAGUCUAGUACACAUCAUGUACUACCAUAGUAGGAAAAAAAAUUGUUGAACACAUAAUGAGAUAUUUUGAAGAAUAUAGGAAAACAAAGAGUUCUCAGGCACCUUUGACUACCAUUUAAUUCUUCCUACUAUGGUAGUCAAUGAAGUCCCGGAACUGAAAAUGAUUAACAUUCUUCGAAAUAUCUUUCUUUGUGUUUAUAUUUAUAUUUUAUACAGGUAUGAAAUUACAUGAGUGUGAGUAAAUGAUGACAGAAUUUUCAUUUUUGGAUGAACUAGCCCUUUAAAAUCGUUCGUUAUUCCUCACAAACUGUUGUCCCAGUGUUUUAUUUUAGUCACAUUCCCAAUACGGCACUUUCCAAUAAACAAGUAAUAUAGGGAAAAGUGUGCCUUGUCAAUACAGAUAAUGAAACUUGAAUACUUUAUAUUUUAUGAUAUUUAUCAAUUAACCUCAACAUUUGACUUUUAAAGGGCAUUCCUGCAAUUGCCAUUUGCCAAAAGUGUUAGUUUAUCCACAGUGAUGCUGUGUUCAAUGAAUGCUGUGCUGUAAAAAGCUUUUGUAAAUGACCCAGAAUGAUACCUGUUUUAACUGGCAGAAACCGGCUCAGUUUUUGAUUUAUGAUGCUGUGAUGCUUCAAAUUUUCUGUUUCAUUCUUCACAACGAUGAUGUAACCUGUUUAUUUGUUCAGCAACAUCUAUUACACCUCAUUAUCAUGUAUUUCCAUAACACUUCCACUGAAUGAAAUACAUCUAGUAGCUAUUAGAGUACUACAAUAGUCCCGGACAGUUGCAACAUUCAGAUUACAUUUUGGUUCAUAUGAAAGGUAUGAUUGCGCAAAAUAUGAGAUUUCCGUUCUUUAUGGUGUAUUGUGUUGCUGCUGAUUGAGUUUUCAUGUGUGUAUUUAUACCGAAUACAAAGCCAUAUUUCCUGGAUCUUAUUGUUACUGUAUACGGUGGUGUUUAGGGGUGGGUUUGCAUGUUGAUUUAUGGGAGGACGUCAGUCACUUUGUAAUUAAAAAACACUUUCGGAUGAAUGUCAGACACCUGUCAUGAGACUCAAGUUAAUAAAUUAACAUGGUGUGGAAUAUUUUCACUUUUUGUCUUUGUUCAGUUAUUAGUGAUAUUAAAUUUUAAUCAUGUCAUGUCGAAAAAAGAAGCAUCAUG